Messenger RNA from Salvelinus fontinalis (brook trout), 3459 nucleotides. It is a transcript of the gene mecr, whose product is annotated as mitochondrial trans-2-enoyl-CoA reductase. Gene Ontology annotation, molecular function: trans-2-enoyl-CoA reductase (NADPH) activity. The coding region runs from base 96 to 1298 and encodes 400 amino acids. Gene Ontology annotation, biological process: fatty acid metabolic process. Lineage: Eukaryota; Metazoa; Chordata; Actinopteri; Salmoniformes; Salmonidae. The record is from RefSeq and is a predicted model, not a curated record. The transcript has 10 exons. Gene Ontology annotation, cellular component: mitochondrion.
UCCUGUUGAAAAUUAAUGGGGGCGGUACUUUGUCUGGCGAAUUCGGAAGUGGUGGGACCACUGCUUGACUCUGGCAUGCCAAGGGUUAAUCCAAGAUGGCCGGGUUUACGGGUUCAUGCUUUUUGUGUUUCAAAAUGAAGGUGUCACGUAUCGCAUCGUUAUUAUGUAAAAGAACCGAGGUGAGGAGGCAUACAGUAUGUAGAACAUUCACCAGUGGAUCCACCACCCGACAACAACAGCUAUCAACCCCGAGGGGUAGUAUUUGUAGGUAUUCAACUGAAUCUUCAAUCAAUGGUUGUACGGCCCUGUUGUACAGAAACCACGGCGACCCGUCUCAAGUUGUUCAGUUGGAGAGCAUGGAGCUUCCCUCUGUUGGUGCUAAGAGUGUCCUUGUAAAAUUGUUGGCAGCCCCCAUCAACCCUUCUGACAUAAACAUGAUCCAAGGUUCCUAUGCCAUCCUACCUGACCUUCCAGCAGUAGGAGGAAAUGAGGGGGUGGCCCAGAUCCUGGAAGUGGGCAGCCAGGUGAAAGCACUCAGACCAGGGGACUGGGUGAUCCCAAGAGAUGCUGGAUUAGGGACGUGGAGGACAGCAGCGGUUUUAGCUGAAGACGAUGUGAUCUCUCUGCCCAAUGACAUCCCCCUGUUCUCUGCAGCCACACUGGGGGUUAACCCCUGCACUGCCUUUAGGAUGCUCUCUGACUUUGAGGAGCUGAAACCAGGUGACACAGUGAUCCAGAAUGCAGCCAACAGUGGUGUGGGCCAGGCUGUCAUACAGAUCGCUGCUGCAAGGGGGAUCCAAACCAUCAACGUGGUCAGAGACAGGCCAGACCUCACACAGCUUAUUGACAGGCUGAAGGCUAUGGGCGCCAGUCAUGUGAUCAAAGAGGAGACCCUGAGGCGGCAUGAAAUGAAGGAACUUUUCAAGACCUGUCCAAGGCCUAAGCUGGCACUGAACGGAGUUGGGGGGAAAAGUGCAACAGAACUCCUCCGUCACUUACAGGUUGGAGGGUCGAUGGUGACGUAUGGAGGGAUGGCCAAGCAGCCAGUCACUGUUCCUGUGAGUGCCCUGAUCUUCAAAAAUGUGAAAGUCAAAGGGUUCUGGGUCACCCAGUGGAAGAGAACCCACUCUCAGGAGGAGGGGGCCUUACGGGGAAUGCUGGAUGAGCUCUGCUCCCUGAUCCGCCAGGGAAAGCUGACCGCACCUGCCUGUUCCGAGGUAGGCCUCCAAGACUUCCGGAAAGCACUGGACACUGCCAUGCAGCCGUUCACCUCAGCCAAACAGGUCCUGGUCGUGUGACCCCUCUUUUGACCAGCCCCAGCCGUUCUCAGGGUCAUGUUCAUUAGGUACAACAUGGAAGAAAACGGACAGAAACUUAAGGGACUACCUGGACUUGUCCAAUAAGAAAGUGUUUUGCACUGGGUGUCCAAUUGAAUACGACUCUGCAUACAAAACGAAGUCUCGGCACGUUCAACGGGUGCAUGCCCAAGGCUGCUGCUUCAUCGUUGUCGGAAAUGCGUUACUCAAGCACACGUUCAAUAAAUGUGUGUUUGCCGUUAUGCGGCUCAAAGUCCACUAUAUAUGUUAUCAGCACCACUUUAAGUCAUCUUUCCUGACAACAGUUAAUGGAAAUGAUUUCAGAAUGGUCAUUGAUUCCUUGACAACUUGGGUAUUGUCUACAUGUUUAUUUCUCCUGAAUGGUAACGUUGUUAUAUCCUGGUCCCAGAUUGGUUUGUGCUGUCUUGGCAACUCCUAUGGUUAUUACUCUGCAAGACGGCACAAACGGAUCUGGGACCAGGCUAAUGUGGUUAUGCAACACAUGGUGUUUCUGGUAAAACACUAAACAUUUGGCAAAGAUUAAGUUAUUUUUAAAGAGUUCAAAUUACUUGUUGUAUGGACACGAGCAAAUACCAUCAUGAUGCGUAUUAGACAGGUUUAUUGCUUUAAAAACAAUAGUGCAGGGUCCAACUAGAGCUGUUACACUGACCUUGUUAAAUUCCAUGUGAACAUUAAGUCGCGGUAACUACUAGGCUUCUCUAAGGUCUGAUGUUGCUGAUGGUCAUUAGUAGUCUACCAAACUUGCUAACUGCCUGGUACUUAGCAUUCCAUUGUUCCUUUAAUCACUCUGACAUUGAUAAAAAUGUGUCAAAUCAAACACUUCAUAAGAGCCCAUGAGCUCAUUUUGAGCAACAUUUCUAUAGGCUAUGAAAUGGUGUGAGAAAAGAGUUUUGAUGGCCUCUAAUAAAAAGAGGAUCCCAUCAGCUUUCUAUAGGCUAGGCCUACUAUAUUUAUCAACUUUCCUAAUAUUAAGCACAUUGCUUCGCUUUACAACAGGAUUAUAGCCUACCUGGCUGGCAUGAAAAUGAACCACAGGCAAAGCGUCCUCAAUUCGCUAUUUAAGUGCAUAGAUGACGUGUAUUCUUUUCCCCCCGUGCCUCUGUUGCGAGACAGGUGUAUGGUAAUGGUCCAUUCUAUACUGAACAAAAUUAUAAAUGCAACAAUUUCAAUGAUUUACGGAGUUACAGUUCAUAUAAGGAAGUCAGUCAAUUUAAAUAAAUUAGGCCCCAAUCUAUGGAUUUGACUGGGCAGGAGUGCAGCCAUGGGUGGGCAUAGAUCCACCCACUUGGAAGCCAAUCCCACCCACUGGGGAGUUAGGCCCAGCCAAUCCGAAUGAGUUUUUCCCCACAAAAGGGCUUUAUUACAGACAAUGUGGCUGGUCUCAGACGAUCCCGCAGGUGAAGAAGCGUGAAGUGGAGGUCCUAGGCUGGCGUGGUUACACGUGGUCUGCGGUUGUGAGCCCAGUUGGACAUACUGCCAAAUUCUCUUAAAUGACAUUGGAGGUGGCUUAUUGUAGAGAAAUUAACAUGACAUUUUCAGGCAACGGCUCCGGUGGACAUUCCUGCAGUCAGCAUGCUAAUUGCACGCUCCCUCAACUUGAGACAUCUUUGGCAUUGUGUUGUGUAACAUUUGUGAGAAAUAAGGUUUUUGUGCGUAUGGAACAUUUCUGGGAGCUUUCAUUUCAGCUCAAUGAAACUUGGGACUAACACUUCGCAUGUUGUGUUUUAUAUUUUUGUUCAGUGUAAAUCAAAACUAGUUUAACACAUUAUUUAGUAUAUUUAAAGACAACAUUAAGAAUAGUCUGAUGGGUGACAAUAUUAGCUUAUCACUUGUGAAUGGUGUAUUAACAAUUGUGAAUGAUGCUCAGAAUGUGCAGUAAAGCAAGAAACAGCACACCUCAUGUAGCCUAGCCCAUAGGCCAAUGUGUUUUGAUCAGAUUUGUAUCACAACUAAAGUGGCCAAAUAACUUCUUUAAUACUAAGCACAUUAAUUCGCUUUACAACCGAUGUAGAGCCUAACUGGCAUACAUGCUGUAAGUAGGUGGUGCAUGAGUUUCAAGUUUGGGGAACAUAAUUUUCCCCAUUAAAAAAUGCAACUAUAUAAUAAAGCAUUACACACAAUA